This is a messenger RNA of Psammomys obesus (fat sand rat), 957 nucleotides long. Its product is annotated as olfactory receptor 143. NCBI's taxonomy places the organism in Eukaryota, Metazoa, Chordata, Mammalia, Rodentia, Muridae. Gene Ontology annotation, cellular component: membrane. Gene Ontology annotation, molecular function: odorant binding; olfactory receptor activity; G protein-coupled receptor activity. Gene Ontology annotation, biological process: G protein-coupled receptor signaling pathway; sensory perception of smell. The transcript has a single exon. Bases 19 to 957 code for a protein of 312 amino acids. The record is from RefSeq and is a predicted model, not a curated record.
UUACAGACGCCACACACGAUGCAAAUGACUGUGGAAAACGAUUCUUCAGUGUCUGAGUUCAUUCUCAUGGGGCUGACAAAUCAACCCGAGCUUCAGCUGCCCUUAUUUAUUCUCUUCUUGGUGAACUACACAGCUACUGUGAUGGGCAACUUGAGCUUAAUGAAUCUCAUUUGCCUAAACUCAAACCUCCACACCCCCAUGUACUUUUUCCUCUUCAACCUGUCCUUCAUUGAUUUCUGUUAUUCAAUGGUCUUUACCCCUAAAAUGCUGAUGAGUUUUGUUUUAGAGAAGAACACUAUCUCCUUCGGAGGAUGCAUGGCUCAGCUGUUUUUCUUCCUAUUUUUUGUGAACUCUGAGAGUUAUGUGCUGACAGCCAUGGCCUAUGAUCGCUAUGUGGCCAUCUGUAAGCCCCUGCUGUACAAAGUUGUUAUGUCCCCUAAGAUCUGCUGUCUGUUGGUAUUUUGUUCUUACUUGAUGGGUUUUGCUAGUGCCUUGGCUCACACUGGGUGUAUGAUCCGACUCAGCUUUUGUGAUGCUAAUGUCAUCAACCACUACAUGUGUGACAUUUUCCCUCUCCUACCCCUCUCCUGCAGUAGCACCUAUGUCAAUGAGCUCAUGAGCUCUGUUGUGGUGGGUACAGCCAUCAUUUUGUGUUGCCUCAUUAUCUUAAUCUCAUAUGCUCUGAUCCUUUUCAAUAUCAUUCAUAGGUCAUCAGGUAAGGCUUGGUCCAAAGCCUUGAGCACUUGUGGUUCUCACAUCAUUACUGUUAGUCUCUUCUAUGGUUCUGGGCUGCUUGCUUAUAUCAAGCCAUCAUCUAAUGAAACUGUGGGUCAAGGAAAAUUUUUCUCAGUGUUUUACACUUUAUUGGUGCCCAUGCUGAAUCCUCUUAUUUAUAGCCUCAGAAACAAGGAUGUAAAAGUUGCUGUGAAGAAAACCUGGAAAAGAAUUACAAGCUGA